CAUUAGGCAAGAUGAAUUAUAAAUAUUCGGGACAUUAAAAUGAUGCACAUUUGUACUUCUGCACUUGCAAGCAGCUAUGGACACCUUCAUAUAUACCUCACUAGUACUCUUAGCAGCAAUAUAUGGUUCAAGGUGUGAUUUGGGUGAACUGCAGGAUUGCAUUGUAGAUCCCGAAUACGAAGAGUUGCUUGACAUUGCCACCAAUGGAUUGCCAAGGACCAAAUCCAAAUCUUCUCACCGCAAACACAUUGUAAUAGUUGGUGCAGGGAUGGCUGGAAUGAGUGCAGCCAAAGCUUUGCUUGAUGUGGGUCACUCUGUCACCGUGCUGGAAGCCAAUAGUCGUGUUGGAGGACGUAUUGAGACAUACAGAGAUCCAGAGGGAUGGUACGCAGAAUUGGGGCCCAUGCGUUUGCCAACUUCCCACAGGAUUGUACUUUCAUAUGUUAAACAGUUUGGAUUAAAAACGAAUCCCUUUAUUACAUCAGACGAGGACAAUAUUUAUAUGUUUAACAAUAUAAGGCGCACCCAGAAAGAUGUCAUGAAAAAGCCAAACUUGUUUGAUUUUGACCUUACCCCUUCAGAAGAAGGACAAUCCGUAAGCUCCUUAUAUGCAGAGUCUGUGCAAAAGCUUCUCACUGAAAUGAAUGGAAGAGAUUGCUCUGAAAUACUGAAAAAAUUUGACGAAGCUUCCAAACAGUCAUUUCUAGUUGAAGAAGGAAGCCUUAGCAGGGGAGCAAUUCAAAUGCUUGGCCAUUACAUGAACAUGAAUGGUCAAUACUACAUCUCUUUCCUUGAAUCUAUUAUAGGAGAGGUUAUUUUUAACAACAGCAGAUUUGAUGAAAUCACUGGAGGUUUUGAUCAGCUGCCCUUGAAAUUGUAUCGUCGAAUUGGAGAUGUCGUUCGUCUGAACUCCACAGUGGUUAAAAUCACAAGGAGACAAAAGUCUGUUAUCGUACAAUACCGUAAAAAUAAGUCUUCAGCUCUCACAAGUAUAGCUGCUGACUAUGCUCUCAUCACCUCCACUACCAAAGCCACAAGACGUAUAGCCUUCCAACCUCCUCUUAGUAACAAUAAGAAUGAUGCCCUUGGGUUUCUUCACUAUGUAAGUGCCACAAAGAUUUUGUUAGUGUGCAACGAAGCAUUUUGGGAGCAGGAUGGAAUCUACGGUGGGAGGAGCUCCACCGAUCGCCCAUCACGUUACAUCUUUUACCCAAGUCACAAUUUUACAAGUGGCAAAAGUAUCCUAUUGGCGUCCUAUACGUUGGAAGACGAUUCGAUGUUCUUUGCCUCGUUAAGUAAUGAAGAUUGCGUUGACGUUGUUCUUGAUGACUUGUCAACUAUCCACCAAAGAACAAAAGAAGACAUCCGAAGCAUAUGUCCAAAGGCGUUGAUCAAGAAGUGGAGUCUGGACCCUUACUCUAUGGGUGCCUUUUCUUAUUUGACUCCCUACCAGUUUGGUGACAUGUAUGAAACAUUAUCAAUGCCUGAAGGGAACAUAUUUUUUGCUGGAGAGUAUACAUCUUUUCCGCAUGGCUGGAUUGAUACUGCAAUUAAAAGUGGUCUGAAAGCAGCAAGAGAUAUCAACAGAGAUGCCAAUAUGUUCUUCCAUUGAUAAUCCUUAAUUUUUUUUGUCAGUAAUUAGUCCUCUAGGCCAGUCAUUCAGAUGACUUUUUAAUAAUUGACUGCUUUGAUAUUAGUACCAGUUUUAAGGGUGUUGAACCAGGAGUGGGCUAAGGGGUUGCAUAGGGUACACCCAUGCACAUCACAUUUGAAGAC
Messenger RNA from Pelobates fuscus (common spadefoot toad), 1776 nucleotides. It is a transcript of the gene IL4I1, whose product is annotated as interleukin 4 induced 1. Bases 77 to 1612 code for a protein of 511 amino acids. The record is from RefSeq and is a predicted model, not a curated record. Lineage: Eukaryota; Metazoa; Chordata; Amphibia; Anura; Pelobatidae. Gene Ontology annotation, biological process: amino acid catabolic process. Gene Ontology annotation, molecular function: L-amino-acid oxidase activity. The transcript is spliced from 7 exons.